This is a messenger RNA of Phaeoacremonium minimum UCRPA7, 1194 nucleotides long. Its product is annotated as putative dimethyladenosine transferase protein. Gene Ontology annotation, cellular component: mitochondrial matrix. Gene Ontology annotation, biological process: rRNA methylation. NCBI's taxonomy places the organism in Eukaryota, Fungi, Ascomycota, Sordariomycetes, Togniniales, Togniniaceae. The record is from RefSeq and is a predicted model, not a curated record. Gene Ontology annotation, molecular function: rRNA (adenine-N6,N6-)-dimethyltransferase activity. The coding region runs from base 1 to 1194 and encodes 397 amino acids. The transcript is spliced from 6 exons.
AUGGGCAAGGUGAAGACCCCCAAGCGCGCAGGCGCUUCGUCUUCGCCCUACGACCGCAACUCCUCGAGCGCAUCCAAGGCCGCAGCCGCAGCGGCGGCCAAGAACAAUGUCUUCAAGUUCAACACAAAUGUCGGACAACAUAUCCUAAAGAAUCCUGGUAUCGCAGAUGCCAUUGUGCAAAAAGCAGACCUUAAACCCACCGAUACUGUCCUCGAAGUCGGUCCAGGUACCGGGAACAUCAGCGUCCGAAUCCUCGAGAAGGCCCGCCGCCUGAUUGCCGUCGAACUCGAUCCUCGAAUGGCGGCAGAACUGAGCAAGCGAGUACAAGGAACACCGGCGCAGAAAAAAUUGGACGUACUACUGGGCGACGCCAUCAAGCUGGACUUUCCCCAGUUUGACGUCUGCAUCAGCAAUACCCCUUACCAGAUUUCCAGCCCCUUGGUGUUCAAGUUGCUGUCUAUGCCGAAUCCUCCGAGGACGUCGAUACUCAUGUUUCAGAGAGAGUUUGCCAUGCGCCUGACGGCUCGACCGGGAGAUCCAUUGUACUGCCGUUUAUCCCAUGUCCUCAAAGUCGGCAAGAACAACUUCAAGCCUCCACCGCAAGUCGAGUCCUCAGUCGUGCGCAUCGAGCCCAAGACCGGCAAGGACCGCCCCAACGUCAGCUUCGACGAGUGGGACGGCCUGCUGCGCAUCGCCUUCGGCCGCAAGAACCGCACCAUGCGCGCCUCCUUCCUCGGCACCAAGGAGGUGCUGGCCAUGCUCGAGCGCAACUACCGCACCUACUGCGCCAUGAACAACAUCCCCGUCGACGACACCCUCGUGGACAACGACGGCGCCGCAGCAGCCGAUGACAUGGACGUCGAUGGGGCUCCGACCGCGAAUGGCAAGGCGGACGAUGACGAGUGGGGCGGCAUCAUGGACGUGGACGACGAGGACGCUGGAGGCCAGAAUGACGACGACGACACCGACACGCCCGAGUUCUUCAAGGAGCAGGCGGCCGCGGCGCGGGCGAGCCAGCCGGCCAAGACGCCGAGCAAGCGCAAGAAGACGCGCACGGCGGAGCUAGUGCGCAGCAAGAUCCUGCGCGUGCUCGAGGGCGCCGACAUGACGGACAAGCGGGCGUCGAAGCUCGAGGAGAACGACUUCCUGCGCCUGCUGUACGAGUUCAACAGGGAGAAUAUACACUUUGCAUAA